Messenger RNA from Lutzomyia longipalpis, 869 nucleotides. RefSeq names its product glutathione S-transferase 1-1-like. Gene Ontology annotation, biological process: glutathione metabolic process. Gene Ontology annotation, molecular function: glutathione transferase activity. The transcript is spliced from 5 exons. NCBI's taxonomy places the organism in Eukaryota, Metazoa, Arthropoda, Insecta, Diptera, Psychodidae. Bases 88 to 756 code for a protein of 222 amino acids. The record is from RefSeq and is a predicted model, not a curated record.
GUUUAGUCUUUGCUGAGGUGUCCAACUGACUUCAGUGUUGCUUCUUUUCAGUUCAAUUUGGUGAAUUUCAAUCAAAACAGCUAAACAAUGGCCCCACUGAAGUUGUACCAUUUUCCAAUCAGUGCUCCCUCCCGUGGAGCCCUUCUCGCCAUCCGGAACCUGAAGCUCGAUGUUGAGAUCGUGGAAAUCAAUCUCAUGAACAAAGAACAUUUAUCUCCGGAAUACGUCAAAAUCAACCCUCAACAUACCGUUCCAACCCUUGACGAUAAUGGCUUUAUCCUGUGGGAAUCUCGUGCUAUUGCCACUUACCUUGCAAACUCCAAAGCUCCUGGAAAUUCCCUCUAUCCCACUGAUCCCAAAAUUCGUGCUCUUGUGGAUUCACGCUUGUACUUUGAUGCCUCCAAUUUAUUCCCAAAAGCCCGGAAUAUUGUUUUCCCUAUUCUUAUCCUGGGAGUGAAGGAAGUUGAUCUGGAGAAGAAGCAAAUUUUGUAUCAAGCUCUGGAGUUUAUGAAUACUUACCUAGAAGGGCAGAACUGGAUAGCAGCUGAUCAUCCUACUCUCGCUGAUUUGACGCUCCUGUCUUCUAUUUCUUCGAUUUAUCAUGCUGGAGCUAAUAUUAGCAAGUUUCCCAACAUCAUGGCCUGGUACAAACGCUGUGAGUCCUUACCAGGGUUUGAGGAGAAUGAAACAGGGGCCAAGGCUUUCGGUCAGGCAAUUAAGAAGAAUCUCGGGAUCACAGGCACAUGGGAUGACUAAAUCACAAGGAAUUUGUUGAAUUCUGUCUUUUUAUACUUUACCAUAUGCACUUGUAUUUUUCUGAGAUUAUUUGCAAGAGUUGUUUAAUAAAUAUUUUUUUUCUGGGAUUACAA